Phyllotreta striolata is the source of this 720-nucleotide messenger RNA. The record is from the annotation of a GenBank genome assembly. NCBI's taxonomy places the organism in Eukaryota, Metazoa, Arthropoda, Insecta, Coleoptera, Chrysomelidae.
AUGUUACCAGAUCACGUCCCGCUCAUCAUCACAUUAGUCAUCGCCUGUGUCAUCACGACGUCAUCGACAAAUCACCCGGACGAAGCGAACGUGACGGAUUUACCGGAUGCAAAUGCAACGGAUUGCAUUGGCAAUUCCAGCGCCAUCUACGAUUUUAAAUGCGGAACAACCUCCGUUAUUUACGACGCGGAAACCGACUAUAACGUUAACGUUAAUAUUACGGAAUGGAAUAUGGCGGGCGAAUCGAACGGUACUCUCCCAAAGGACAUCGCGCUCUCCUCCGCGUCUAAAGACCCUCCAUUUCCUCUAACAAUAAAAACCAAUUCCACCGCACUAUCCCCAUUCAUAUCCAUUCAGGACCUACCCUCCCUCCAUCUUAUAUCCCGCAACGGCCCCAAACCGGUCCAGCAUCCCCAUCCGGGCCACCACCCCGCCUGGCCGGUGAAGCGCGAGGCCAUCGUCGAGGGCGACCUGGUGCUCGGCGGGCUGAUGAUGGUGCACGAGCGCGAGGAGACCGUCACCUGCGGGCCGAUCAUGCCGCAGGGCGGGAUCCAGGCCUUGGAGGCGAUGCUGUACACGAUAGAUCGGGUGAACGCGAACGGAUUGCUCAACGUCACGUUGGGCGCGCACGUGCUGGACGAUUGCGAUAAGGAUACGUACGGGUUGGAGAUGGCCGUGGAUUUUAUUAAAGCCUUAUUCACAGUCGCCUCCUUAAAAUGA